Xiphophorus maculatus (southern platyfish) is the source of this 1378-nucleotide messenger RNA. RefSeq names its product carnitinyl-CoA dehydratase-like. The coding region runs from base 220 to 1149 and encodes 309 amino acids. Gene Ontology annotation, molecular function: catalytic activity. The record is from RefSeq and is a predicted model, not a curated record. The transcript is spliced from 7 exons. NCBI's taxonomy places the organism in Eukaryota, Metazoa, Chordata, Actinopteri, Cyprinodontiformes, Poeciliidae.
UCUGCUGCAUUUGGGCCGGUAUGACUGCUGCAAUGCACCAAGUAUAUGUUUGUCCCCAGAACCUUCAGCAUUUUGACUGCGGUUUCUGUCAGGACCCGUAACAGGGUUGCGCCUUCCCAGCAUAGCUCAGCUGUUAGACUGACUGGUUUUAAAAGCGUUUGCGGGUCAUUUCGAAAUCGUUUGUGAAUUUCUGAGUGUUCCUCUAAGAAAGUGUUUGCAAUGCCGCUAAAACAUUUUCGGGCUCUUGGGCAAGUUUUCGCAGCUACGCAUCAAGGCAGAAUAUUAAGUCAGUGUGGGAGCAUGACUUUGAAAACAACAAAACCCUACAGCGCUUCAACGGGAGGCGAAGUCGAGGGAACAGCUGCAGGUCAGACCGUGGUCUCAGAGCGAAGGGGAUCCGUGGUUACCGUGGCAAUAAACCGCCCAGAGGUGCGUAACGCGGUGAACCAGGAGACAGCGGGGCGUCUGCUGGAGGAGCUGCAGGCCUUCGACAGCGACCCUGACUUGAACGUGGCUGUUCUGCACGGGAAAGGAGGGAAUUUCUGCGCUGGUUAUGAUCUGAAAAUGCUGGCCAAUCAAAAAGCCCCCCUUAAAUUGGAGCAAGAUGUCACAAAGGGUCCUGGCCCAAUGGGUCCGUCCCGUCUGCAGCUGUCGAAGCCGCUGAUAGCGGCCGUGAGCGGCUACGCUGUGGCCGGAGGGUUGGAGCUGGCCCUGCUGGCUGACCUGAGGGUGGUGGAGGAGAGCGCCGUCAUGGGGGUCUUCUGCCGCAGAUUUGGAGUUCCCCUGAUUGACGGAGGGACAGUGCGGCUUCCUCGCCUCAUUGGUUUAUCAAGAGCGCUUGACCUGAUCAUGACCGGGCGGCCGAUCGGGGCUCAAGAGGCUCUAACCUACGGACUGGCCAAUCGUGUUGUUCCUGACGGACAAGCGUUGCAGGCAGCCGUGCAGCUAGCAGAGCAGAUCAGCUCCUUCCCUCAGCAGUGUCUCCGGACAGACCGCUCCUCAGCCGUGUACAGCUGCUACGACGCCCAGUCCUUCACACAGGCCAUGCAGUAUGAAUUUAAUCACGGAGUUCAAGUCAUCCAGGCUGAAGCGAUUCCUGGGGCAGUCCAGUUUUCUUCAGGAGUUGGAAGAGGAGGGAAAUUCCCCUAGCUUUUCACAUGUAGGAGGACUUAUGAACUGUGACUUCAGGUGAUCUCAGUCUAUUGUUGCCACAAACUUGUGUUGCAGUCAAUUGAAUAAUUACUGCUUUACAACAUACAACAAUCAAGAAUAUAAAACACAAUGAUGAAGUUUUGCAUCAGUGCAGUAUGCUUCUUAUGGGAAAUGAAAUCUUCAUUAAUUACAUUAUUUUCGGUAUUAAAAUAGUAAUUUAAAAAUA